CAUCCCUUUCGAGCUGUUUCCCGCGGGAGCACUGGAAGGCAGGGUGGCCUUUCUCUUCCCCAGUGGCCUCCUGGCCGCUGGCUGUGGGGAAGCACCGCGCGUGGCUUCCUCCUGGAAGGAGCGGCCGACAGCCCUGCGCUGAGGAGGCCGGGCGGCUCGGUCCCCCUGCAGACGUCCUUGAGCCCCGGAGACGGAAGUGAGCGGGGUUUUCACUCCUCAUGCAAAACAACCGUCUAAACAUAAUAGAUGACAUCAGCGAGGGCUUUUCAGUUCCUGGAUGGCAGCGGCGAGCUAACCCGGCUUCAUCCUGGGUUUCCAAACCGAAACGACAGCCUGGCAGGGACGCAGAGGCCGCUGCCUGAGGGGACCUGCCGGAGGCCGGGGCGACCAGCGCACCUAAAACCCGCACGUGGGCACGGGCUCGGCUCGGCUCAGCUCCCCUGGGCGCCAGCCAGGACCCCACCAGGAGGAGGAGGAGCCCAGCCCCCGGGAAGCAUGCGGGCCUGCCUGCUGCUGCUGGCCACACUCCUGGUCCCCGCGCCCCUGGUCCCCGCGCCCCUGGUGCCCGCGCCCCCGGCCCGGAGCAGCGGGUACGCGGUGGACUGCCCGCAGCGCUGCGACGCCCCGUGCGCCAGCGGCCGGCGCUGCCCGAGGACGGUGCUGGACGACUGCGGCUGCUGCCGCGUCUGCGCGGCCGAGCGCGGGCACACCUGCUACCGCACCGUCGUGGGCAUGGACGGCGCCAAGUGCGGCCCGGGCCUGAGGUGCCAGUUCUACAGCGAGGAGGAUGCCUUCGGCGACGAGUACGGCAUCUGCAAAGACUGCCCCUUCGGCACCUUCGGGAUGGACUGCAGGGAGACCUGCCGCUGUCCGCUGGGCGUGUGCGACAGGGUGACUGGCCGGUGUCUGCAGCACCCCUUCCUCCAGCAUGUGGCCGCCAGGUCCUCCGACAGAGGCGCUCCCCGUGCAGAGCCUGACGCCGGGUCUGGCGACGGCAACGCCGUGACGCAGGACCUCCGGAGCCAGCACGCCGCCCGCUCUCCCGGCACCAAGUGGUUAGAGCCCCGCUGACCCCGCGGGCGCUCCGAGCGAAGACUGUUUGAGUGAGCAUCCGACCCCCAGCUGACACUUAGGAACCUCCGCUUGUAGCAUAGGCCGUGUACCUUCUGGAGACCAAGCAGGACUCAGGGCGGGCCCAGAAGGAAGAGCAGGCUACUAACACCCGUGCAGCGCCGCCGACGGAACCCUUAGGCUUUGCCACAUAUUCCAAUGCAUGCAGCCGUGUCACAUUCGCGUGUAGAGUAGUGCUGAAGGACCGGAACGCAGCCAGGCCACGCGGGCAGGUCAGCCGAGGAGACAGCCGCGGCCGAGUCACAGCGCGGCCACGUCCCUCGCCCGGACGCACGUGAACUCUGGGAUGCACACCGACGUGUGUCAGGCGGAGGAAGGGCUCGGAGCAAGAGAAGAUGGGGUGGGGGGUGGGGGGAUGACAGGCGGGUCCUCCUUGUCACUGUAUCCAUAGAAUGUCAUUGAGCUUCUUUUCACUUUUGGAAAAACCGAAGCAGAACAGUCCCCGAGGGCUGGGGGCGGCUGCAGCGGGUGGAGUGGGCAUGGCAGCCUCGGACGGGGCGCUCCCCGGGCUCAGGAGGCUCCCGGCGCCGGCUCUGGCCGGUGCGCUGGCAGGAAAGGCCGUUAGGCCGCACCCCAGACCGAGGGCCUGGGAAGUAUGUGGCCCAUUUGGGGGAGGUGUGAUGGUCAAUAUUUAUAUGUUUUUGUACACGGUUGUUAGUACGAGAUAUCCCCCACACCGAUAUUUAUCGCCCUCUUGGGAAAAUGAACCUAAUAUUGUUUAAAAUGCUUAGAACAAAGAUCCAAGGCACGGGAAAUUUUUAUUAAUAAUUAUAGCAAUAUUAUAGUGAGAAAGCAUAAUAGGAACCUAGAAAAUCGAGUUACUGGAUUUACAAAAUGUCACAAAAUGAGCAACAGAGAGAAUUUAUUUAAAAGUAAGUGCAGGGACUCUGACAAGUUUUAAACUUAAAGUAGAAAAUAGCUUUAAGGGAGGUUUGGAAAGGAGCCAGUUUCACAGGGAAUGCCAGCUGUAAAGUCUAGUUCCUUUUGUGCUUUUCACCUUUAAAUGCAGUUGAUACACGGAAUUAUGAGCGCCCCUGGGAGGACCUGUGCGCCAACAGCGCUGUUUGCUGGAGUUCGUGGGGAAACAUUUGCAGAAGCGUUUCAUUUGGAGUAAAGACUUAUUUAAGAACUAUUUCAAUAUUUACCUAUGUUUUAUUCUCAAAGUUUGCCAACAAAGCCGUGAGUGUGUGUGUCGAACGGUCUUUGAAUGUAAACGGAAUAAGCUGUUAGAAUUUGUUUUUUAAGGGACAUGUUUAUGAUUGUUCAAUAAAAAAGCAAGACGGUG
This is a messenger RNA of Myotis myotis, 2416 nucleotides long. It is a transcript of the gene ESM1, whose product is annotated as endothelial cell specific molecule 1. Gene Ontology annotation, cellular component: extracellular region. The coding region runs from base 247 to 1071 and encodes 274 amino acids. The transcript is spliced from 3 exons. The record is from RefSeq and is a predicted model, not a curated record. NCBI's taxonomy places the organism in Eukaryota, Metazoa, Chordata, Mammalia, Chiroptera, Vespertilionidae.